AUGUCAUCCUCAACAAGUCCCCUGCCAUCAAUGACGACCAAAACAGCCCCCGGUCCUGCACCCAAUGGCAUGGGCAAUGGCCUCUUCGCUACUACGGACAUCAAGGUCGGGGAGGAUGUUGUGUACGCUAAAGUGCCGUUUGUGGCGGUUCUCGACACGCCACGCCUCGAUGAUACUUGCGCUGCUUGCUUUGGGAAGAGGCAGAUAGAGGCUGGGACAGAGUUAAAGGCUUGUACUGGGUGUCGGGUUGUUAAGUAUUGUGAUAGGACGUGCCAAUCCAAGGACUGGAAAUUUGCUCAUUCUCUGGAAUGCUCCGUUUUCCAAAAACUUAAGCCCCAAGUGCUACCUAAUAAUGGACGCGCUCUGCUACGGAUGGUUCUUCGUACCCGGAAGGGGAAAUAUACUGCCCAAGAACUUGGUAUCUUCAACAAUCUCGAGACUCAUAUCCAAGACAUCCAGGAGAUUCAGGCUCAUUUGGACAGGAUCAAUCUCACGUCUAAGGCUGUCAAAGAUUACUCGGAAACGGAUAUGAGCCAGGAAGCCAUUAUGGCAUACGCGGCAAGAUUGGAUCUCAACUCAUUCAACUUGACUACGGCCAUGUAUGACCGCAUUGGUCUCUACUUGCAUCCUUAUGCUGCUUUGAUCAACCACAGCUGUGACUACAAUGCCACAGUCGGAUUUGACGGAGAGGAACUCUAUAUCAAAGCCGUUCGACCCAUCAAGAAAGACGAGCAAAUCUUCAUCUCCUACAUCGACACCACAACCCCCAACGAAGUCCGCCGCAAAGAGCUAUCCGAACGAUACUUCUUCGACUGCCAGUGCACCAAAUGUGCAAUGGGAACAGAGACCCCGGAAGACAAAUUCUCCGAAACCCCCAACGACAUGUCCAUCCUCGAGACGGCAGAAAAACAAGCACUAGAACUCAUGCAAGAGGCAUCCCGAUCCGACGGCAAACCCGAAGACGAAAUCAAAAAACUCGAAUCCGCCAUGCGCAUCCUCAAACAAACAUCCAAUUGGCCUCUAACCCGACAGCCAUAUGCAUCUCUGCGCGACCAACUCAUCAUCUCCCUCCUCUCCGUCAACAAUUUCAGCAAAGCCUUCCUCCACGCCGCGAUCAGAUACCUCCGCAUCGACCCCGUCCUCUUCAGCCCUGCCCAUCCGAUCCGCCAACUCCACGGUUGGAUCCUGGCUAAGCUGGCCAUCUAUCUCUCUCAGGAGGGAUUUGAGAGUAGUUCCAAAGAAGCCACUCUGAUACAGCAGUCGGAAUUGAAUUUUCAUUACGUUCUGUGGUAUAUUCUGGCUGACCUUGCUAGUCGACAGCUGGAGAGUUGUACAGUGCCGAGUUUUAAGAGGCUUGUUGGAGCUAAUUUUGCACAAGUGCAUAAUGAGUUCAAGGCCAAUGGGAUGGAUCCUAGUACCUCGAAGGCUAUUGUUAGUGCGGAGUGGAAAAAGCUGGAGAGGCUGGUUCAGGUAGCACUAGACAAAGAAUAA
This is a messenger RNA of Penicillium daleae, 1491 nucleotides long. RefSeq names its product S-adenosylmethionine-dependent methyltransferase. The transcript is spliced from 3 exons. Gene Ontology annotation, cellular component: nucleus. Gene Ontology annotation, molecular function: protein binding. The record is from RefSeq and is a predicted model, not a curated record. NCBI's taxonomy places the organism in Eukaryota, Fungi, Ascomycota, Eurotiomycetes, Eurotiales, Aspergillaceae. The coding region runs from base 1 to 1491 and encodes 496 amino acids.